GGCGCUUCCAUGAUGCCUGCGGGCGUGUCUCAGACUCGACAACGGCCGCCGGCCUCGCAGGCCUCAGCUCGGUCUCUUCCAGCAGUAUGAAUCAUGUGGGCGCCAUGGUGCCAGUCAGUGGACGAUGGGUGGAGUGUUUGGAACGAGGAGCCACGGCGACAGGGAGGUGGACACGGCUGGGCCUGGUCGCAAUGCCUUCUUCUUUUCUUCUUCGUGCUGCGGGAUUCCUUCUUCGUUGGUCUUGACAUGCACGUCGCGGGCGGUCGCCAACCAACGCUUGUCACCCGCCAGGGGUUCGACACCCAUGCCCCAAAUCAACCCUGCCCUGUCUGUUUCAUCUCCCACAGGGAACCGCGAUCUCCAACGUUCUCCUACCCUUCGAGAACACCCAGCUCAUGCGCCGUGAUCCCAUCUCGCAAGGGCGCCCAUACAACUCUUCCUAUGUAUAGCAAACGUACUAUACGAUACGCUCCAGUCCACUCCAGCCCUCGCCGCACAUGCAAGUGGGCUUUCGUGAUCGGCGACCGGUUGACUGACGUCGUAUGUCAAGGCUGCCAGGAGUAGUCGAGUUUUGGACAGUCUCGGCACCACGCAAGCAUGCUCGAGGUAAGGGUUGUACGUCGCUAGACCUGGCACACGUCAACCCGAGUUACUUCCACGCGCUCCG
Messenger RNA from Paraphaeosphaeria sporulosa, 667 nucleotides. RefSeq lists its product as uncharacterized. The transcript has a single exon. The record is from RefSeq and is a predicted model, not a curated record. Lineage: Eukaryota; Fungi; Ascomycota; Dothideomycetes; Pleosporales; Didymosphaeriaceae. The coding region runs from base 94 to 564 and encodes 156 amino acids.